This is a messenger RNA of Trypanosoma rangeli, 1761 nucleotides long. Its product is annotated as putative protein kinase. The record is from RefSeq and is a predicted model, not a curated record. Gene Ontology annotation, molecular function: protein serine/threonine kinase activity; ATP binding. Gene Ontology annotation, biological process: intracellular signal transduction; protein phosphorylation. Gene Ontology annotation, cellular component: nucleus; cytoplasm. NCBI's taxonomy places the organism in Eukaryota, Euglenozoa, Kinetoplastea, Trypanosomatida, Trypanosomatidae. The transcript has a single exon. The coding region runs from base 1 to 1761 and encodes 586 amino acids.
AUGAAACACUACGAGAUUCUCAAUCAGCUGGGCGAUGGGACAUUUGGCUGCGUCGUGAAGGCAUUGGAUAAAAGGACGGGUCAACUUGUGGCGAUUAAGAAGAUGAAGCAGAAGUACUACUCCUGGGAGGAGUGCGUGAAGCUGCCCGAGGUAACGGUGAUGCGUCGCAUUCACGGUCACCCAAACAUUAUCAAGAUGCGUGAGGUGGUGCGCGAAAACAACGAGCUUUUUUUUGUUUUUGAGUACAUGGAUGGGGACCUCCUGGGUGUGAUCCGUAAGGCAAAGCAAAUACAGUGCCAUGCCACGGCCGCUACAGCCCCUCCCAUCCCAUACCCGAAGAUCAAGGGCUACAUAUUUCAGAUUUUUCAAUCUCUUGCCUACCUGCAUCAGCGCGGGUACUUUCACCGGGACAUGAAGCCUGAGAACUUGCUUGUAAGGGAGGACCCAAUCUCAGCAUCCCAGGAAAUUGUAAAGCUUGCGGACUUUGGGCUUGUGAAGGAGAUUAGGGCGCGUCCACCGUUUACGGAUUACAUCUCCACGCGAUGGUACCGCGCCCCUGAGCUGCUGCUGCAAGAUCGGUCGUACAGCAGCCCUGUUGAUAUAUGGGCCGCUGGUUGUAUAUUGGCCGAACUCAUAACCACCCGCCCUCUUUUUGCGGGUAGCAAUGAGGUGGAUCAGUUGUACAAAAUAAUGAACGUUCUUGGCUCACCAAACGAGCAAGUCUGGCCAGAGGGCAUUACUCUCGCCAAGAAAAUACGGUACGCGUUCCCCAUGGUAAAGGGGGUGGGGCUCGAACGCGUGCUUCCCCCACAUGUACCAUCACAGGCUUUGGAUCUAAUGAAGCAGAUGCUUAGCUACGACCCGAAGAAACGCCCAACGGCCCGCCAGUGUCUUCAGCACCCGUAUUUUAACGUUGGCAUCGACGAAGAAAAUUUUUCACCUUCCAGUGUGGCAAAACAAUUGGCAGGCACGCUUAAAAAGUUUGCCACUAGCCCACAAAGUGCACCGUCAGGGAACGUUCCUCUGCCUAGUGUGUUUAAUGUAAGGCGUUCACCCGUAGGGGCCACGACGGCAUUGCCAAAGCAGGGGGCGGUAGGGGUUCCUCCACUCCUCUCGCCGUCGCAGAAGUUUUGCUCUCCCGCGGGCCCAACUUUGACAUCUGCGUUUAUGGGUGAAAAGGCGGACCAACUUCCAUCGGUGCCAAAACCUACGCCAACAGUUGCGCCUGAAGGUUUUACUACAGGAAAUUGUUCUUUACCAAAACUUCCUGUUUUGUCUUCCAACAAUGCCAAGGGUGGUGUGUCUAGUGCUGUUACUGUUGGUGGGAAUGCUGGUAACGGUGAUGUGGAUUUAGAUAGUCUCCUAGAGGAGUUUGCAGGUGAGCUUGAGACACUGAAAGUUGUUCCACAGCAAAAACCACGAGCUAACUUUUCUGCUUUAGGUGAGGGGACAAAGGGAAGCGUUUCGCACAACCCAGCCUUGGGGAAACCUCCUCUAUUAGUGAGUACCUCCAAUGUGUCCCCAGAGGGAAGGGAUGACACUGUAGAAACAUUUCUUAAUUCCACGCGGUACAAGAAGUCCUCGUUAUCUUCCAUGGAAAGUGGUGGUUUAGCACAUGCGACGAGGGGAACCUCACUGCAGAGACAAGCCCCUCUGGCCACUUCUCCUUUGGUAUUGAGUGGUGGUCACCAUGCGGCGCCACCACCGAGUAAGGCGUUCUUGGCUAAACACAUGAAGAGAAAGGAUAGCUCCGCUUCGUGA